CCCCCCCCCCCCCCCACAGCGAACAGUCGCUGUCAGUACUAGACUCGACAGGACUAGAGCAAGUGGACACAGAAUGCCAGAUGCAGUGAAGAUCGACAUCUCGUCGGAGAUCACAGAGCAGGAAUACCGCAAGAUCUCGUCGCGGCCGCAUCUGAAGCACAAUGAUAUGACGGCGGAGGUGUGUAUGGAGACGAUCGAGAUCAUCACGAUGGCGUGUGACAAACACGUGCCUGUGAAGAAUUACGAGGCUGCAGCACAGCUCAUCAAGCAGAGUAUGGACAAGAAGUUCGGGUCCUCGUGGCAUUGCUUUAUCGGCGAAGGCUACGGCUUCGACAUCAGCUACCAACAGCGACACAUGCUGUAUCUGUACGUGGGCGAGAUCGGCGUGCUCGUGUACAAGUGCUGAGUCGAAGAUUACCACACCGAGCAGAUAUUGGGAUUUUUCAAUCUAGUGCUUCAACGUACUCUUCUUCUUUUCUUGACUAUUGUACUUGUGCACCUUUUGUGCCUGCGAGA
This is a messenger RNA of Phytophthora nicotianae INRA-310, 516 nucleotides long. RefSeq lists its product as hypothetical. Bases 74 to 406 code for a protein of 110 amino acids. Gene Ontology annotation, biological process: microtubule-based process. Gene Ontology annotation, molecular function: dynein intermediate chain binding; dynein light intermediate chain binding. The transcript has a single exon. The record is from RefSeq and is a predicted model, not a curated record. NCBI's taxonomy places the organism in Eukaryota, Oomycota, Peronosporomycetes, Peronosporales, Peronosporaceae. Gene Ontology annotation, cellular component: dynein complex.